This is a messenger RNA of Aspergillus chevalieri, 1593 nucleotides long. It is a transcript of the gene SRP54, whose product is annotated as RNA-binding signal recognition particle subunit SRP54. The transcript is spliced from 2 exons. Gene Ontology annotation, cellular component: cytosol; signal recognition particle, endoplasmic reticulum targeting. NCBI's taxonomy places the organism in Eukaryota, Fungi, Ascomycota, Eurotiomycetes, Eurotiales, Aspergillaceae. The coding region runs from base 1 to 1593 and encodes 530 amino acids. Gene Ontology annotation, biological process: SRP-dependent cotranslational protein targeting to membrane, translocation; SRP-dependent cotranslational protein targeting to membrane. Gene Ontology annotation, molecular function: ATP hydrolysis activity; endoplasmic reticulum signal sequence receptor activity; 7S RNA binding. The record is from RefSeq and is a predicted model, not a curated record.
AUGGUCCUCCAGGAUCUCGGGCGGCGCAUCAACGCCGCCGUCAAUGACCUGACCCGGUCCAACAAUUUGGACGAGAAGGCAUUCGAUGACAUGAUUAAAGAAAUUUGCUCUGCCCUACUAUCAGCCGACGUCAACGUCCGCCUCGUCCAGUCGCUGCGCAAAUCCAUCAAGUCCAGCGUGAACUUUGCCUCCCUCCCACCAGCCGUCAACAAGAAGCGAUUAAUCCAAAAGGCCGUCUUCGAUGAACUGACUGCCCUGGUCGACCCGCACGCCGAACCCUUCCGCCCCAAGAAAGGCCGCUCGAAUGUGAUCAUGUUUGUCGGAUUGCAGGGUGCCGGAAAGACGACUACCUGUACCAAGCUGGCCCGGCAUUACCAGAUGCGUGGGUUUAAGACGGCGCUUGUCUGUGCGGAUACCUUCCGUGCGGGUGCUUUUGAUCAGUUGAAGCAGAACGCGACCAAGGCCAAGAUUCCGUACUAUGGUAGUUUGACGCAGACGGACCCCGCGGUUGUGGCGGCGGAGGGUGUGUCCAAGUUCAAGAAGGAGCGGUUUGAGAUUAUCAUUGUUGAUACAAGUGGUCGCCACAGGCAGGAGGAGGAGCUGUUUGCUGAGAUGACUCAGAUUCAGACGGCCGUGACUCCCGACCAGACUAUUCUCGUGCUGGACAGCACUAUCGGUCAGGCCGCGGAAGCGCAGUCGGCUGCGUUUAAGGCGACGGCGGACUUUGGUGCUAUCAUUAUCACCAAGACGGAUGGACAUGCGGCUGGUGGCGGUGCAAUCUCCGCCGUUGCAGCGACACACACGCCCAUCAUCUACCUUGGUACAGGUGAGCACCUCAUGGACCUCGAACGCUUCGAGCCCAAAGCCUUCAUCCAGAAACUCCUCGGAAUGGGCGAUGUCGCCGGCCUCGUCGAACAUGUCCAAGCCGUAACCAAGGACUCCGCCGGCGCGAAGGAAACCUACAAACACAUCUCGGAAGGAAUCUACACCCUCCGCGACUUCCGCGAAAAUAUCACCUCGAUCAUGAAAAUGGGCCCUCUCUCCAAACUCUCCGGCAUGAUCCCGGGCCUGUCAAACCUAACCGCCGGCCUCGAUGACGAAGACGGCUCCCUCAAACUCCGCCGCAUGAUCUACAUCUUCGACUCCAUGACGACGGCCGAACUCGAUGGCGACGGCAAGAACUUCGUCGACCAGCCCACCCGCAUGGUCCGCAUCGCCUGCGGAAGCGGUACGACAGUCCGCGAAGUCGAAGACCUGCUUUCGCAGCACCGCAUGAUGGCCGGUAUGGCGAAGAAGGUCGGCGGACAGAAGAAGCAGAUGCAGCGCGCGCAGAACAUGCUCAAGGGUGGGAAUAAGGACCAGCAGCUGGCUGCUAUGCAGAAGCGCAUGGCCAGCAUGGGUGGUGCGGGCGGUGGAUUGCCCGGGAUGGGCGGGAUGCCCGGGAUGGGGGAUAUGGCGAAGAUGAUGCAGAUGAUGGGAGGCCAGGGCGGCGGUGGUGGGUUGCCGGGACUUGGGGGGAUGGAUUUGCAGAGUAUGAUGAGCCAGAUGAGUGGGUUGAUGGGUGGUGGUGGUGGACGGGGGAGGGGACGGUGA